This is a messenger RNA of Neolamprologus brichardi, 5242 nucleotides long. RefSeq names its product calpastatin (gene cast). Gene Ontology annotation, cellular component: cytoplasm. NCBI's taxonomy places the organism in Eukaryota, Metazoa, Chordata, Actinopteri, Cichliformes, Cichlidae. The record is from RefSeq and is a predicted model, not a curated record. Gene Ontology annotation, molecular function: calcium-dependent cysteine-type endopeptidase inhibitor activity.
GUGCUAUUGCGUAAAGCCCCCCUGGUAGCGCGUACCACUGAGUCGGAAACAAGCACAAUAGAGACUCACGAAGUUCCUUCUUUGGAAAUAUAACCGUGUGUGUUUGUGGUGAUGUGAGUCAGUGGGGUGGUUUAAUGCCAGGCCUACAGGUUAAUGCUGGAUUGUUUUUGUUUAUGCGCAAGAACCAGAACAUUUCACUGGAAACAAAUUUAGAGAGUGAAAUUCUUUUGUAAUCUCUCUGAGUCAGAAAUUGCACCCCGGACAGAAGUGUGUGGCGAUAAUUUGGUGUCUGCUGGGAGUGGCGCUCUGUUCGGCAAGGUAUGAGAAAAGAUAUCUGUCAGUGAGGACAGGAGAGAGCGGCAUUGUAGCAGAGUGGAAGUUUUAUUUCGGACAGUUGUUUUCACCUCCCGCUCUCUCAUGGCGUAUGCGGCAUACUGGAGCAGUACUCAUGGAAAAGCAGAUCCUUGCACAGCUGAAGUCAAAAAGAGUAGACAGACUUCAGCCUUCUAUCCCACUGCAGGGUCCUACUAUGACAAGUCGCAGUCCAGCCAGACAACACCCAAACCGGCAGCUCAGGUCUCUACUGGAAAGCCUGCACAGUUUGAGACGCCAACAUCGGGAUCUGGAAUGGCUACCAAGCCUGAGGCGGUUACCACGACAACAGGAGGAAGCUCUAAUGUUGCAACAGCAGGGAAAGCGGCACCUAAAGCCAAACCAGAGACUGCACCUGUCUCCCAAGCCAAAGUCGCACCUACAAUCCCUCCCACUGCUGGCACUGCAGCAGCCACUUCUGUGGCCGCUCCUAAAGAGUCACCUAAGGACACGGCUAAGAGUGCCACUGCUGCCACAGUAGUCAAAGCUGAUGUUCCUAAAGUUGAUCCUGCUAAAACAUCAAAGCCAGCUGCAGCAGGCACAGCUGCGGCUGGAAAUGUGUCUGUGCAAGGCAAAAAGGAAGAAGCUAAAUCAGCGCAAACAAAGGUUCAGGCGGAAGUUACAUCCACAGCAGCUAAAGGAGCCCAACAGGCACCUCCGGUGGAUGCAAUCGACGAGCUGGCCAACAUACUACCAUCAACUGAUUCGUUCGCUCGCCCAGAGCCUGUGUUCACGGGGCCAGAGGUCAAAGAGCAUGACAUCACCUCUGAGAAAGGUCAGAAGUGUGGAGAAAGGGACGACACACUGCCUCCAAACUACAGAUUCAAAAAUACGGGUCGAGCUCCUGCAGAUGCUAAACCUGUGGAUGUCCCUAAACCACUGAGCACAGACGCGGCCCUUGAUUCCCUUUCAGCUGAUUUUAAAUCAACUGGUCAGCCUGGACCCAAGAAACAAGAGCAAAAGGUACAUGUUGAGACUAUAAGUGCCUCUUCUGCUGGCCCUGCGAACUUUGCACCUCCUCCUGUGAAGAAAGCGGAAACUCCUGCAGCAGUUCCUCCUAUGGCGGCUCCUCCAGCUGAUAAAAAAGCUAAGAUGGAGAAAGUCUCAGAUGACUUCUCACUGGAGGCUGGACUCUCUUCUUCCAGCACGAAAGCAGUAUCUCCUGCGGCUGCUCCUGCUGAUAAGAAAGCCAAGAUGGAUAAAACCACUCCUGUCAAGGCUGGACUGGAUACCAAAGCAGGCACCAAGCCCAAGACCAGUGAGGGUGACUCCAUGUCUCUGGAUGCUCUCGGUGCUCUGUGUGACACACUACCAAAAGAUGCACCAAAACCUGAACCCCCCAAAGUCAGACCUCAGGACAUUGUAUCGGAGGGAAAAGUGAAGAGCGAGAAGGGUGUACGUGUAGGAGAGAGGGAGGACACGCUUCCUCCAGAUUACAGGUUCAAAGAGGAAGACCUCAAAAAACUGCCUCCUCCAAAACCCGAGCCCAAGAUGGACGCUGAUGAUGCUCUGGACAUUUUGUCUGGGGACUUCAGUACUGCUUCAACAGCUCCUGCUGUCCAGGCUCCUGUCUGCUCCUCAGCUGCUCCUGUGCAGAAAUCUCCCGCUCCUCCCACUGAUAAGAAAGCCAAGGUGGAGGCUGGACUCUCAGCAACUACUGCUAAGAAAGUGGAAUCAGCUGCAGCUCCUCCUGCGGCUGGGCCCGGUGCUCCUUCUGCUGAGAAGAAAGCACAACAACACAAACCUGCCGCUGGGAAGGACACCAAACCAGAGACCAACAAGGGUGGCUCCAUGUCUCUGGAUGCUCUCAGUGCUCUGGGCGACACAUUACCAGCAGAUGCACCAAAACCUGAAUCCCCCGAACUCAAACCUAAAGAUAUCGUCUCUGAGGGCAAAGUGAAGGCGGAGGAGGGUGUACGUGUAGGAGAGCGAGACGACACUCUUCCACCAGAUUACAGGUUUAAAGAUAAAGACCCCAAAAAACUGCCACCUCCAAAACCCGAGCCCAAGAUGGACACUGAUGAUGCUGUGGACAUUUUGUCUGGAGACUUCAGUUUAUCAUCAGCUCCUCCUCUUGUCGUCUGCUUGCCACCUGCUCCUGUCGUCUGCUUGCCACCUCCUCCUCCUGUCGUCUGCUCCAUAGAUCUUCCUCCUGUCGUCUUAUUCGAAGCUCCUCCUCCUGUCGUCUGCUACGCCUCUCCUAAACUGUUCAAAGAAGUGUCACCUGUACUUUCUGAAGAGUUUGUGGCUUCAUCUGAGGCUUCUGGAGUUCAUGCACCAGUCCCUCCUCCAUCACAGAAGCCACCAGAGAAAACAGUCUGUCCCGUGGAACAACCUAACAAAGUCGAUGUAAGCACACAACAGACAAAGCCCAAAAUUGAGAAGGGUGACUCCAUCUCUCUGGAUGCUCUCAGUGCUCUCAGCGAAACACUGCCAACAGAAGCACCAAAGCCAGAGUCUCCAGAACUCAGACCUGAGGAUAUUGUCCCCGAGGGCAAAGUCAAAAAGGAGAAGGGUGUGCGUGUAGGAGAGAGGGAGGAUACACUUCCUCCAGAUUACAGAUUUAAAGAGGAAGAUCUCAAAAAACUGCCUGCUCCCAAACCUGAGCCCAAGAUAAAUACUGAUGAUGCUCUGGAUAUUUUGUCUGGAGACUUCAGCUCUUCAGCCGCUCCUGCUGUCCAGGCUCCUGUCGUCUGCUCGUCAGCUCCUCCUGCACAGGCCUCUGCAGACGCUGCUCUUAAGUCCUUGGCCGGAGACUUGGUUGCCUCCAGCGCUGCACCGGCAGUGAAGUCAGAACCUCGUAUUCCUACACAAACAAAGCCACAGCUGGAAGCUGGAGCAGACAAUGCCCUUGAUGCUCUGUCAGACACCUUGGGGGACAUCAAACCUGUCCCUCAGCCCGCCCCAGGUCCUGUUAAAGAUCCCGUCAAGGAGAAAACGAUUGCUGAGGAGAAGCUUAUUAAAAUGGGAGAGAGAGAUGACGCACUACCACCAGAGUAUCGACCCACUGAGGAAGACCGUAAGAAAAUGGAAGAAGCAAAGAAAAAAGCUGCCACCAUCCCCAAGGAGAAGAGUAUGGAUGAAACAACAGCCUUAGAAAUGCUGUCCAGUGACUUCUCUGAUGCUCCCAAGCCUGGUGCACCGGUCACCUCGUGUGCUGCCACAACAAAGUUGGAACCUCCUGCGCUGGACUCAGCUCCUCUGAAGCCGAUGGCUGGUCCUGUUCUGGAGUCCCUGUCUGAUACCCUGCUUCCAGAUCCAGUAAAAGGCAAAUCUAAAACAGACAAACCAAAGGGAAAAAGCAAGUCAAAGCCAAAAUCUAAAAAACAACAAGCAGAGGAACCAUCUGCCCCUGACCAGCUAUCAGCUCAGAGAAGCUCAGACGUUGUGCCAACUUCUACAAAGAAGGGAGCCAAGAGCUAGGUCACAUGGUUGUCGCUUUAAAUCUGUCCUCCAGGCCACGUGGACGCAUCGGUGAGGGAGCUGCUCUCUGGAUAACGAUUCUAUUUUUGUAAAUUGUUAAGAAUGUAUAUUGGAGUCAAGAAAAAACCUACACAUACCCAUAACAUUUACGCAAUGCACACACAUAGAAGCACAAACGGACAUGCACGCACACUUAAACAGCUAUCUGCUUUACAGUUCAAAGAUAAGAAAUUUUGUUUUGGGUUUUUUUGGGUUUUUUUUAGAGAAUAUAAAAGAGACUUUUAAAAACUGGAUGGAAAUGAAAGAAGUGAAACUGUGGGAAAACUUUUUGGGUGCCAAGAAUCACGCAUGUACAUCACAGUUGACAAGUGGGGUUUUGUUUGUUUAGUUUUUUCCUUUUUCCUCCAGCAAAACACUUCUAUUUCAACACCGGUGACCUAAACCUCCUGGUGUUGUGACAUUAGUCGGAGCAGUGGAGACUGUCAACUUGUGUGAGAGCAGUAUGGAGUAGGUGUAUAGCACCAGGAAGUUUUGUGCAAUCCAGAUGUGCACACACACAAAAAGUUUUUCUAUCGUGAUUGGACACCAUUACAUAAGACACUAGUGUACAGCUUAGUUCGCUUAUAUUUUAAACAAUACAUAGUUUACAUUAUUGAAUAUGUGGAUUUCCCAGGAGGUGUUCUAAUUAAUUCUGUAUUGGAGAGCUUUUUGCAAAUGCCUCUCUUUAAACAGAGCAAUAUCUGUCAAGUAGAAGGUCUUUUUCUGUGUAUUUGGGUUUGCAGAAAGGGGGGAAAAAAGACGUUCAAAAGUGCACUUAUUGAAGCAGGAUGUUUACAAGCUUUGUAAACUGCCGUUGUUUGUGAGCUGUAAAAGAGUUUUGCUCUACGUAACACAACACUGUAAUUUACAAAGGGCUAUUGCUUUCAAUUGUAAAGUUAGUCACUAUAAUUCCACCCUUUUUUUUGUAGAGUUAAGCCAAGAUAUGAGAUGUAUAAGGGGAAAUGCUAACUAAAUUGAAAAAAAUAAAUACAUAAAUAAAUCAUGCAGUAUCGUUUUAUUAUUAUUGUACCUUAAAAGAGAAACAAAAGAUAACAUUAACUGACUUAAUAUGCUGGAGAAAAUAACUAGAUAUUGUAGGAAAGGUGAACAAACAAUGUGUUUGUAAAGGUGCAAGGGGAAAUGUGUAUGUAUUAAAGUGCGUGGGAGUGUAAUCUCCUAUGAAAGAAUUUUUUUAUCCGCUUGACUUGUGGUUUUGCGCUCUGCUUACAGUUGUAGCACCCCACUUCCUUUAGACUCAAGGGGGGGGGGGCUUAGAAAACAAAUGUCUUUUGCUCAAAUCUACUUUUAUGCCAAGACCCUGAAUGACUGAUGGGAAUCCAAAUGAGUGGGUUUGAUGUGUGGAAAAAUAAAAUCUAAUAAAGACAAAUACAGUUCAUUGAAGAAGGAA